ACUAUGAAGAUGGCGGCAGCAGCGCUGUACUGUGUCUGCCAGCAGUCUUAUGAUGUUAGCCGGUUUAUGAUUGAAUGCGACAUUUGUAAGGACUGGUUUCAUGGCAGCUGUGUCCAAGUGGAAGAGCACCAUGCCGUCGACAUCGAUGUUUACCACUGUCCCAACUGUGAUGUCCAACACGGACCCUGCUUGAUGAAAAAGCGUAUCAACUGGCACCGGCACGACUACACAGAGCCUGACGAUGGCAGCAGGCUAGUGCAGGCGGGGACCUCUGUGUUUGUACGAGAGCUGCAGAACAGGCCCUUUCCCAGUGCGGCUGAGAUCCUGGUGCAGAUGCAGGGGCAUCAGGUAACACAGAAGUACCUGGAGAAGCAGGGCUUCAGCUACCCCAUCGCCGUUCCCCAACUAGGCGGACUGGGUCUCAAGCUGCCCCCCUCCAGCUUCUCUGUCAGGGAUGUGGAGGAGUAUGUUGGUGGUGACAAAAUCGUGGAUGUCAUUGAUGUUGCCAGACAGGCAGACAGCAAAAUGAAGCUUAGAGAGUUUGUCAAGUAUUACUACAAACCUCAUCGGCCAAAGGUGCUGAAUGUGAUCAGUCUGGAGUUUUCAGACACCAAGAUGGCAGAGCUGGUGGUAGUGCCUGAUAUCGCUCAGAAGAUGUCCUGGGUGGAGAACUACUGGCCAGAUGACUCCUUCUUCCCCAAGCCCUUUGUUCAGAUGUACUGCCUGAUGGGGGUGAAGGACAGCUACACAGACUUCCACAUAGACUUCGGAGGCACAUCCGUGUGGUACCAUGUACUCUGGGGAGAGAAGAUUUUCUACUUGAUCAAGCCGACCCAGGAUAAUCUUGCACUAUACGAGGUGUGGAGUUCGUCCCCCAAUCAGAGCGAGGUGUUCUUCGGGGACAAGGUGGACCAGUGCUACAAGUGUGUGGUGCCGCAGGGAACCACCGUCCUCAUCCCCACAGGAUGGAUCCAUGCUGUUCUCACCUCUCAGGAUUGCAUGGCGUUCGGUGGGAACUUUCUCCACAACCUCAACAUAGGCAUGCAGCUCAGGUGUUAUGAAAUGGAGUGGCGGUUAAAGACUCCGGACCUCUUCAAAUUCCCUUACUUUGAGGCAAUCUGCUGGUACGUGGCCAAUAAUCUACUGGAGACACUAAAAGAGUUACGAGAGGAUAACUGCCAGCCCCCAGUCUACCUGACAGAUGGAGUGAAAGCCUUGAUUACUACACUGAAAAACUGGCUGAAACGAGAGGUCACAGAGCAGGCCAGUGAGGUCCCGGACCAUAUCAGACCCAACCAUCUGAUUAAAGAACUCACAAAGGAAAUCCGCUACCUGGAGGAGGAGGAGGAGCAGAGUGUAGGUAGCAAGCCAGUGAAAUCUCAGGGAUGUGGACCGUGCCCACUGAUGCGGUCGACUCUUGACAAGGCUAGACAUCAUGCUCGCAGGACAGCCAGACGGCUACGGCACCACCACCACCACCACCAUCAUCACCAUGCGCCCAAGACCCCCUCCAACCUGGAGAUCCUGGAGCUGCACACGCGACAGGUGCUCAAGAGGCUGGAGGUGGGACCCUUUGAGGAGGAUGUCCCGUUCAGCUCCACGGUGAUGGCCAAGUUCAAUAAGACGUCCAUGGCGUCUGCUGCAGCGGUGGAGAGGAGCCUGGACAACAACCUCCUUCUGGUGAUGUGCAACGGCAGGAUUAUUAGAGAUGAGCGUCGUCACACAAGGGUGAAGAGUAGUCCGGUGCGGGACGGUAAGAGGACUGGCGACCACCAGAGGGAAGGGCUCCUGGUGAAGACCGAGCUCAAUGACAGCAAGCUGGAACAAGACCAAGAGAGAGAGGAGAAACCCAGCCCCCUCAGCAGUGAGUCUAACUGGUCAAGUCACCAGCUGUCAAUCAACGGUUUAGAGUUUUUCGAAAGAGUGAAUUCCGAUCUCAGGAAAGGAGCCGUAGUGUACUCCGACAUUUCAGACUCUGAGUCCGAAGAACGUUGCUCUAUGCAGAAAAAGGACUCCUCGGGGGAAGAUUCGGGGAGCUCCGAGGAGGAGGAAAGAGAGGAUAAGGAGCAUUGCAGGAUGGCGCGAGGCAGUGUGAAGGACCUACACCAGGCCAGCCAGGCCCUUCACCACUUUGACAAACCACUCAAAGGACAACGCCCUACCUCUCCAACCACAGAAGAGGAGGCUAUUGAGGGCAUGCUGUCCAUGGCAGGGCUGCUUUAUCCUCAGCGACCAGAGGAGAGCAGCACUGCCCAGGAGCCCUGGUGGUCCAGCCUGGCUCAUCAGUCCCCUGACAGUGGUGGAAAAGAGCCUGUGUCAGGGGAUGAUUCAGACAGCAACUCCACACUGAGCCUUCAGGAUGAGCGGAGGGCACAGCAGCAUGUGCAUAAGGAGUGUCGAGCCAAGCUUAGCCAGAGGAUCCAGGAGAACAAGAACUUCAUGGACAAUCAAAGCAGUGGGAGUAACAGUAACAGCAGCGAGGCCUGGGGUGACCAAAGCCCGUCUCAGGCUGCCUCUAGCCCCCUCCGCCUGGACCUCAGCUCAGGGACUGACUACCAGUACAGUGAGACUUCCCUGUCACCCCCCCGGCACCCCUCCAAGAGGCCUGCUCCAAACACCCCACCCAUCAGUAAUCAAGCGACUAAAGGAAAACGUCCUAAGAAAGGUAUGGCCACCGCUAAGCAGAGACUAAGGAAGAUUCUCAAGCUGAGCAGGAACAACCACUUCUUGCUAUAGCACUCAAGACCCUGAUGUCUACAGAAAUAACUUUGAGAAGGGACAACUCGCCCCCCUGCCCAUAUACUCUUUCGGUUGUAACUCACAUUUUACAAAAAUCAUUGCUUGGAUGGAUUGACCUUAGUCAGUUAACUUGAGUGCACUCUUUUUAUUACAUUUUUUGUGUGAUUAAUCGCAUUGUCUGAAAGCGUUCAAAAUAAACUGAAACAUCCAAAAUACAUAAUCUAUACAGAUAAAAACAACGAUGCGAUGUCCAAACAAGUUGACAUUUAGGUUAAAGAAAGUGUGCUUUAUCAAUUUACCUGAUUUGGCUAACCGUUACUUUGGACAAAAUCAAGACUUGAAUAUUUUUGUAAUGCUUUUCGUAUAAAAAAAUAUAAAAUUACAGCUCAAUUUGAGCAUAUUCUGAAUUUGCGAUUUAAUCGUGAUUAAUCACAGCAAAUCCUGGAAUUAACCCAAUUUAUUUUAUCAUUUGACAGCCCUAAUUGGAUAACAAGAUAAUGGAUUUACAGAAGAAAGCACACAGUUUCCCAUGGUGAAGUGUGUUGGUUUGGUCUGACUUAAGAUCAAGAAUGAUGCUAUGGUGUUUGAACUAAUUUUAAAUGGUGCUGAAGUGCAUAUUCAUGUUAUCCUUUCGUCUACCCUCUUGUUACAAUCACCAGUGAUUGAAUUUGAGAGGGGGGUAUAUUUUGAUGCAGCACUCCAGGCACCUCAGCCUCGCGGUAUGUAAAAGCUAUCUGUCGCUAAUACAUUAAGCCAUUCCAAGAAUACCUCUCCCAACACAUUAAGUUUACAGGUUCUGUUUACUGAAGGGAUUACGACUCCUCAUUGCUCUAUAGUUGGAUCACUGACCAUAUCAAAUGUGUUCCUUUGGGGCCACCUAUUGGUCAAAGGAGGGCAGGAGCUUGAAAGUGCUGUUAUUAUGAAAGGUUUUUGAAAUUGCAAAAAGCUAUCAAGUAGAAAAUGUACAGAAUGUAUAAACAGAAAAUAUAAGUUAUCCUUAAUUUAUUUAACUUUCUCUUUUGGUGUUUGUGUUUUAUUGUUUUUCUUUUGCUGGUAUUGAAUUAUGUAUCGUGAAAAAAGUUAAUAAUGGCUUUGAUAUGACAAUCCUGUUACAAUGGUUAAUGUAACUGGUGUGUGAUUAUUUUUUUAUAUUCGCUAACAGGUUGUAUAUGUUGCCUCUAUCACAUUUGUAUGGGUGGAUUUAAGCAAAAAUCUACUAACAUGUGGACCUAAAUUAGAUUUGAAAUGUUUGGGAGAUGAUACACAUUUCUUAUCUUCUAGGUCGGCUAAGAUUGAUAUUAUGAAAUAAUAUUUGUCUUACUCGUUAGUAUGAAUUUUUUUAUUUUUUUUAUUUUUAUAAAUGUGUCUUCAGUGACACUGAUAAUUUUAUAAUUGUACAAAGUGUAUGUGAGAAAUGUAAUUAUGGCUACUGAUCUAGUUAUUGUUAGUGUUAUGUUUAUUUUCCCUAUCACUAUACCCUUGGCUUGAAAGACCUCAGGUUGGAUUUUGAAUUGGUGGUGUUUUUUUGUUGGUGAUAAUGCCAAAAAUGUGAUUCCCAUGAAUGGGCGAAGUGAGAGAUUGCUCCUGUUGGUGUCUUUCUCAGGGACACAUUCUCUUGACUUAAGAAACAUUUAUUUUUAUUUUUAUAAGCAACAUGAAAUGACCCAUCAUCGUUGACACUUUCUGAUCAUUGAUUUUAUUUACAAAAAAAAAGUUGCAUUGGUAUUACGAGUGUUACUAGGAAACCCC
Messenger RNA from Salvelinus namaycush (lake trout), 4488 nucleotides. RefSeq names its product lysine-specific demethylase 7B-like. Lineage: Eukaryota; Metazoa; Chordata; Actinopteri; Salmoniformes; Salmonidae. Gene Ontology annotation, molecular function: transcription coregulator activity; histone demethylase activity. The transcript is spliced from 20 exons. Gene Ontology annotation, biological process: regulation of transcription by RNA polymerase II; protein demethylation. The record is from RefSeq and is a predicted model, not a curated record. The coding region runs from base 4 to 2736 and encodes 910 amino acids.